This is a messenger RNA of Colletes gigas, 2545 nucleotides long. Its product is annotated as long-chain fatty acid transport protein 4-like. The record is from RefSeq and is a predicted model, not a curated record. NCBI's taxonomy places the organism in Eukaryota, Metazoa, Arthropoda, Insecta, Hymenoptera, Colletidae. Gene Ontology annotation, molecular function: long-chain fatty acid transmembrane transporter activity; long-chain fatty acid-CoA ligase activity. Gene Ontology annotation, biological process: triglyceride homeostasis. The transcript is spliced from 11 exons. Bases 211 to 2160 code for a protein of 649 amino acids. Gene Ontology annotation, cellular component: endoplasmic reticulum.
AGUUAAGUUAGCAAACCUUGCCGGCCGUAGUCAGUGUUGUCAGUAUCGUCGUCGAGCGUGGUACUACGCCAGUAAACGCGAGGUAUUGAUUGCGGUAGCUUGUGCGGGUUUCUCAGGCACAAAGGAUCGAUCGUAACACUUCGUUUGUCCCUGAAUUACAAGUUCCGAGGUGUGAAUACCUGGAUUCAGUGGAGUGGGUGACAUUGGAACAUGGACAUCAGACUUUUACUGUUAGCCCUGGGUAUCAUCGGAGCAAUGGUUGCCUCCGUGGCGACGAGGCUCGGGUUCCCCGGGUUCAACAAGAUCGCUCAGAUUUUUCUAGCCCUGGUGCUGCUUCCGGUGCUUUGCAGAUUCCAUCGGAAGCUGUACAUCGUUUGCAAGAUGCUGCCGCGCGACGUUAGAUUCCUGUACCGUGCUAUCAGAGCUGAGCUCGAGAUGAAGGUGCAACGUCGAAACAACAUGACCGUCGCGAAGGUUUUUAAGAAAAGAGUGGAGAGUGACCCGCACAAGCCUUGCUUCAUUUUCGAGGAUCGCGUUUGGACGAAUUCUGACAUCAACAGAUAUAGCAACCAGAUAGCGUCCGUCUUUCAAAAAGCUGGAUACGUUAAAGGGGACGCCGUAGCUUUGAUGAUGCCAAACAGGCCAGAGUACGCCGCUGUUUGGCUUGGCCUGGGUAAACUCGGUGUCGUUACAGCUCUAAUCAACACAAAUUUACGACUCCAGUCUUUGAUCCAUUGUCUCCGUAUCGCUCAAGUCAAAAGUAUUAUUUACGUCGAGGAAUACACGUCUGCCAUCGAUGACAUUAAGGACACAGUGCCCGGUAUCGUGAGAUACAAGGUGCUGAGUAAAUCGAAAACGUGCGAAGACGGUGUGCACGAUCUGAAUAAACUCCUGUCGGAAGCCAGCAUCGAGGAGCCGGUGGUGGACGUAGAACCCAGCUACAGAGACAGGCUGAUGUACAUUUACACAAGCGGCACCACCGGUUUGCCAAAAGUGGCGAUAGUUCCCAACUCCAGAUACUUGCUAGCUGUAUUGCCAUUUAACUUGCUAGGGUUGAAACCGGACGAUAUCUUAUACAAUCCAAAUCCACUGUAUCAUACAGCCGGUGGUAUAUUAGGAGUAGGUUUCGCGAUACUAAAAGGUAUACCGACCGUCUUGAGGAGCAAGUUUUCAGUGACAGCUUAUUGGACAGAUUGCAUCAAAUAUAAAUGUACCGCAGCACAAUAUAUUGGUGAGAUGUGCCGUUACUUGCUCAAUUCCCCGCCUCGGCCGGAAGACACUGCACACAGUUUGAGGCUCAUGUUUGGAAAUGGCAUGAGACCACAGAUAUGGAGCGACUUCGCCGAACGCUUCAAGAUCAAUCGAAUUACCGAAUUCUACGGGUCGAGCGAAGGAAACGCUAAUAUCGUGAAUUUGGAUGGUCGAACCGGCGCUGUUGGCUUUGUACCACUAAUUGUACCUAGGGUAUUUCAUCCUGUGGCAAUCAUUCGAGUAAAUAACGACACGUACGAGCCAGUUAGGGGUCCAAAUGGAUUGUGCAUAAGAGCAAAUAUAAACGAACCAGGCAUGCUAAUAGGAUUGAUAAAAGAAGGAAAUGCGUCGAGAGAGUUUAAUGGAUAUUUAGACAGACAAGCGUCGGAAACGAAGAUAAUAGAAAAUGUAUUUGUUAAAGGCGAUAAGGCCUUCUUAACUGGUGACAUAUUAAUAGAAGACGAGUGCGGUUACAUUUAUUACAAAGACAGAGUGGGAGAUACGUUUAAAUGGAAAGGUGAAAAUGUUUCUACUGCUGAAGUGGAAGGUAUUCUAAGCAGCAUUGCGGAUCUUCGGGAUGUUAUCGUCUAUGGGGUUCAGGUACCUGGAAUGGAAGGAAGAGCAGGUAUGGCAGCGAUUGUCGAUCCAGAUAGUCUGCUAGAUUUCAAAGCCCUUGCGGAAGGCUUGGAAAAAACACUUCCGGCUUACGCGAGACCAAUUUUCUUAAGAAUCGUUAAGGAACUCGAAAUAACAGGAACAUUUAAAUUAAAGAAGCUAGACCUUCAGAAGGAAGGCUUUGAUCCAAAUAAAAUAAAAGACAAAGUGUACUUCCUAUCUGGAAGCAAGGAGUACAUCGAGAUCACACCUGAACUUUACCAAGAGAUCAUAUCCGGAUCAAAGAAGUUCUAGUCGUUGUAUUAAUGCUUCAUGAAUAACUUCUAAGUGUUGAAAAUAUUUUUUAAAAGUUAGAUGUAUAAUUUUUUUUAUUACAUGAACAUGACUUUAUGCACGCGCCAUGUAGAUACAACGCAUAGGAUUUUAUAAUAUUACAUGAACCAUAGAGUUUAGGUAGAAGUUUUUGGAUAAUGUUAUUUUUAUGAAAGCUCAAGGGGAGCUUGUGUAGUAAGGAAUUUCUGUCACGAAAAGCCAAUUCGGUUUUGCCAAUAGUCACAUUAAAGCGAACGAAUAAGGUGACAUGUUCCUGUAUAUUUUAUAAAUAUUCUGUACAUUUUUAAACGUAUGAAUGAAUGGCAUUGUAGAUAGAAACGUAGUCUAAAUAAAACCAUAAAUAACA